Molecule: messenger RNA, 1147 nt
Organism: Chaetomium fimeti
Lineage: Eukaryota; Fungi; Ascomycota; Sordariomycetes; Sordariales; Chaetomiaceae
Product: kinetochore Sim4 complex subunit FTA2-domain-containing protein
Exons: 2
Coding region: 175-1035 (286 amino acids)
Source: RefSeq, a predicted model, not a curated record
UGUGGUUGAGCCGGGCCAAACUAGUGAAUACUGGCAAGCAGGUAGAUAAGGGAUGUGAAAGUUGAAGGCGAGCGUCCCUAAAAUUACGCACAACAUGCUCAUUCCAUCGUGAGUGAGUCAUUUCUGCACUUGUUCGCCCUCGACUGCAGCCCGGGAGGGGAUUACUGGGGAGCAAUGGCUGGAAAGCGGACUCGGAAGAGCCGAAAUGGAAGAGCCCGUCAUCCAUUAAUACCGCUCCCUCCUUGUGGCGGCCCAAAGCUACACCCCUUUAAACACCAAAAAGCGCCAAUAGAGUGGCUAGAGAGGCUUGAUGCAGACCGUGCAAACGAGUCCGGGGCAGAAGGUUGUGUCUUCAAAGUGAGAAUCCAGUCUCAACUCUACGCCCUCAAAGUGUUCAAAUUCUUUGAUCCCUCAACUACCGACUACUACUGGGGCAACUUACUAGACAACUCGGUGCCUCUCUCGGAUGUUAUUUUCCACACCGAUCCUUUCUAUGCCGAGUGCCGUGCCUACGGAAGGAUCAAGCAGGCCCAGGGAAACCGGCGAGGAAAGCGGGAGGUCGCGGUCCCAUGCCAUGGAUACCUGUUCCUACAAGAGCGAGAUAUGCAAAUUCUUCGAGACCAAGGAGUCGAUCUGGAUGAAGAUGCUGUGGACGAUGAGUUACUCCGCGUUAAUCAAGAAAACGGUCGCGCCCGAGCGAUCAUUAAGGACUUCGUACCAGGAGACGCAGGAGUCAACGUUGGAAACCUCCGCGAGAUCCUUCGCGAUAUACGCGCGCUAAACAAGCUCGGCAUUUACGUUAGUGACGUCCGGACUGACAACUUCAAAGCGGGGAAGAUUGUCGACUUCGGCUUGUCUAGUACGGAGCCGCACUGUAUCAUGAAGGCGUUGGAUGAAGUGGGGCUGAGGGAUUUGAAGUUGGAAGAUUUGGUGAUGUUUGAUGAGAUGGUUGUCGAAGAAGGGUUGGUUACCACGGUCAGGGCCAUGCCCAAUAUGGAGUAUUGUUCAAAGCUGCGGUCUUGGUCAAAGUACUAAUUGCGUUAUGUUCCUACCUAAGAUGUUGGAGCCGGAAAUAUGCCUUGUAUACAUGGUAAUUAUGCUAUACACCCUUGUUGAUGACUGGUAAAUGUAGUACAUGGUAAUACGC